GGCUGAGCCAAGCGCAGGUAACUUGGCUGGUUAUGUUACUGGCUUGAAAGAGACCCGGAUUUCCCCCCCACCCUCCUUUACCAGUUAGACCAGUAGCUCAGGGAAAGGCAAACACGCGAGUACUGGAUCAGUUUUUCCCCUUGUGGUCCCUGAUGGCUUCGCACAGUGAUACUCUGGUGGUGUUCUUUGGGGCAACAGCUGGUGCAAAUGGGGGUAAACUGGGUUCGGAUGAGAGGGAAAUAAUUCUCUUGGUGUGGCAAAUUGUGGAUCUACAUGAGAAAAAGGUGGGGAAGCUUCAACGACGUCUUGUAAAGCCAGACGAUUUGGAAUUGACAGAUCAGUGUAGUGAAGAGACCGGUUUAACUUUAGACGAGCUAUGCAAAGCAGAACCUUUGGACAGAGUUCUGCAACAGUUCCAGCAGGAAGUCUCCAGUGAGCUGAAGGCUUUGGGCAGAAGCUCCUACACACUCUGUGUCGAUGGGCCCCUCCUCAUUAGACAGGCCUUCCAUCCGGAAGCCUCCAAAAAGAAUGUUGUCCUCCCCGACUGCUUUUUCUCCUUCAUCGACCUGAGGCGAGAGUUUCACAAAUGCUGUCCAAACGCUGGCCCUUUGAAGGACCUCACGGUGGCCUCCAUGCUGCAGUAUGCCGGGGCCCCUCCGACAGACACGGAGCCGGUGGUCGGGGUGCGGGAGGUUAAGGGCAUGGUGCUGUUGACGUUGCACCUAUUGUCUGAUCCCUACAAUCACACAUUUACUGGUCUUGAGACUGUGAAGUACAAAUUUGUGUCAGGAGCAUGCAGUAAGACUGAGCCAGUGGAUGGCGAUACGGUGAUUCGAGCCAGGGGGUUGCCAUGGCAAUCCUCUGACCAGGACAUCGCCCGAUUUUUCAAGGGACUCAACAUUGCAAAGGGCGGUGUAGCACUGUGUCUGAAUGCUCAAGGCAGGAGGAAUGGAGAGGCCCUUGUGUGCUUUAUCAGCCCUGAGCACCGAGGCCUGGCCCUGGAGCGCCAUAAACACCACAUGGGAAACCGCUACAUCGAGGUGUACAAGGCGACGGGAGAGGAGUUCCUGAAAAUAGCUGGAGGAACCUCGAGCGAGGUGGCCCAGUUCCUGUCCAAGGAGAACCAGGCGAUUGUCCGCAUGCGCGGGCUGCCGUUCGCCGCCACGCCCGAGGACGUGCUGGGCUUCCUGGGGCCGGAGUGCCCGGUCACGGACGGCGGUGAGGGGCUGCUCUUCGUCAAGUACCCCGACGGGCGGCCCACAGGGGACGCCUUCGUGCUCUUCGCCUGCGAGGAGUAUGCGCAGAGCGCCCUGAAGAAGCACAAGAGGAUCCUGGGGAGGAGAUACAUCGAGCUGUUCCGCAGCACGGCGGCGGAGGUCCAGCAGGUACUGAACCGCUACAUGUCCACGCCUCUGAUCUCCACCCUGCCCCCGGCCUCCAUGGUGCCGGUUCCGGCGCUGCCUAUGGCCUCCUUCCUGACGCCCAGCGCCAGCCGGGACUGCGUCAGGCUGAGGGGGCUGCCCUACACCGCUGCCAUCGAGGACAUCCUGGAGCUCAUGGGCGAGCACACCGUCGACAUCAAGCCCCACGGCGUCCACAUGGUGCUCAACCAGCAGGGCCGUCCCUCGGGAGACGCCUUCAUUCAGAUGAAGUCGGCCGACCGCGCCUUCAUGGUGUCUCAGAAGUGCCACAAGAAGAUGAUGAAGGACCGCUACGUGGAGGUGUUCCAGUGCUCCACGGAGGAGAUGAGCUUCGUGCUGCUGGGCGGCACCCUGAGCCGCAGUGGUCUCUCGCCCCCGCCCUGCAAACUCCCGUGCUUGUCUCCGCCCACCUACGGCGCGUUCCAGGCCCCCGCCCCCAUGCUCCCUGCCGAGGCGGGCCUCUACCAGCCCCCCCUGCUAGCCACGCCCCGCGCUGUGCAGCCCUCUGCCCACGGCGUGGCCCCCACCCUGGCCUAUUACCCGCCCCAGCCCCACGCCCAGCUCUACAUGAACAUGAACAUGAACAUGAACUACACCGCCUACUACCCCAGCCCCCCUGUCUCCCCAUCCACGGUGGGCUACUUCGCCGCCCCGCCUGGCUCCAUGGCCGCCGCGGUGGUGGCCCGCCCUCCAGCCACGGUGAUGCCCCAGGCCGGGGCCCCCGGGCUCAUGCCUCCGACAGGGGCCCCCGGGCUCAUGCCCCAGACGGGGGCCCUGGUUCGGAUGCAGGGUCUUCCGUUCAACACCGGUGUCAAAGACAUCCUCAGCUUCUUCCAGGGAUACCAGCUCCAGCCGGACGCCGCCCUCUUCCUGUACAACCUGAGCGGGCAGCGGAGCGGCGAGGCCCUGGUGACCUUCCCCAGCCGGGAGGCGGCCAGACAGGCCGUGGACGAACGCUCCAACCGCCCCCUCUCCGGACAGCCCGUCCACCUGACUUGCUGUGACUGAGCAGGGAGACCGCGUGUUUCUGUCACUGUAGCAGACUGGCACACACGCGUCUCUUCAGCCAACUCUGAGGGAACGGAAGGACGGGAGUGGAAGAAUGCAGCGAAUAAAUCCUUCGUACAUAUUUAAACAUAGCCCAUUAUCUCUCGGCUUCGCUCAAAAGUGCCUUCGUUUUGUACAGUGCCUUUGUUUGUACAUAGGAAUGUUAUCUUAUAAGUCAAUAAAAUUAAAUGUGUAUAUAAACGCUAAGCCAUUCAUUCCCCAGACGUAGACGCGUACGCAAACGGAACAACCGUUUUUAAUUUUAAUUUGCUCGAAGAAAGCCUUGGAAUAGAAGAGCUUUCCGGUCUUGAAAGCCCAGUUUAUUUACAAUGUUUUUUAGGCUAUGCAUUAUAAUUAAAGCCAUAUAAACUGAUUCUACCUUCAACAAUGAGAGUUGCGAGGAAAACAAAUGUACUACUCGGCUACUUAUUGAUGAGUGCACAUAAUUCUUGUAGAUGCCAGUAUGUGCUAUACGUAAGAGUUAGGACCAAUUCAAGAUGUGCCUUUGCUUUACACCCCUCACCUAAUAUUUUCCCCGCCCUAAAUGGACGGAACGUGUGCAGCUGCUGAAAUGACCAUUUCUUACCUAGACAGAAAGUAUCGUCUUAACCUCAGAUAAACUAGAAUUCAAUGGCUCGUUGAUUUUGUUUAAUCCAGCCAUGGUUAAAUUACUUUGGAAUGAGAAGAGCCGGUAGUUUGUAGAUUUUAAUGAGUUUACUCGGAAGACUUGUUUACACUGAAAAGAAAUUUUUUGUAAAAGAAAAUUAAAAAUAUUUCUCAACUGUUAUGCCGUUUGCAGGAUGCUGUAGAUCUAUGAUAUUCACUCUGCAUGGAAAAGCUGUAUGGUUUGCUGCACUUUUAUUUUUAUCUAGCCGAUCAAUUAAGAGCCGGGUACCAAGGGUGGGAGUGAAUACCACUGCUGUAGGUUCUCGUUUGUGUAACUAAACUUACACUGCGUUCAUUCUGUGUCCGGUGUCGGCUGAGAGCAUCAGUGGGUUUGCUUUCUCGCCUUCUCUGUGCCUUCAUCAGAGUGCAAUACCGAUGCAACUGUGUGCAGGUGUAUUAUUAUUAUUUUUAUUAUUAUUUUACAAGUGUGAAACUUGUAUGAUGAUUAUGUAGCUGUUGUAUGCAAACGCAAUUCAAUUGAUGAUGCUUUUUUUCUGUAUCUGAGGAAUUGGCAAGUGUGGUUUAACCUUCAUAUUAAAGUCAAUUCUACGUGUA
This is a messenger RNA of Conger conger (European conger), 3689 nucleotides long. Its product is annotated as epithelial splicing regulatory protein 2-like. The record is from RefSeq and is a predicted model, not a curated record. The transcript is spliced from 16 exons. Gene Ontology annotation, biological process: regulation of RNA splicing. Gene Ontology annotation, cellular component: ribonucleoprotein complex; nucleoplasm. Gene Ontology annotation, molecular function: mRNA binding. The coding region runs from base 153 to 2429 and encodes 758 amino acids. Lineage: Eukaryota; Metazoa; Chordata; Actinopteri; Anguilliformes; Congridae.